Crotalus tigris (Tiger rattlesnake) is the source of this 5636-nucleotide messenger RNA. It is a transcript of the gene MYO1D, whose product is annotated as myosin ID. The record is from RefSeq and is a predicted model, not a curated record. Gene Ontology annotation, molecular function: actin filament binding; ATP binding; microfilament motor activity. NCBI's taxonomy places the organism in Eukaryota, Metazoa, Chordata, Lepidosauria, Squamata, Viperidae. The transcript is spliced from 22 exons. Bases 130 to 3150 code for a protein of 1006 amino acids. Gene Ontology annotation, biological process: vesicle transport along actin filament; actin filament organization. Gene Ontology annotation, cellular component: plasma membrane; myosin complex; microvillus.
AGAAAUCCUUCCUUCUCGCUUUUGCUCACGCAGCCGGUGGUUGCGGUGCCCGGCUCGAUUUUACAUCGCCCUUCUUUCCUGGUCGUCGAGAGGAGUGGCUGCCCAUCCGGCUGGCUUUCUGGCAGCGUCAUGGCAGAGCUGGAGAGCCUGGAGUUCGGCAAAGCAGAUUUCCUGCUUCUCGACACCGUGUCUAUGCCGGAGUUCAUGGCCAAUCUCCGGUUGAGGUUUGAAAAGGGACGGAUCUACACAUUCAUUGGGGAAGUAGUUGUUUCUGUAAAUCCUUACAAGAAUUUGAAUAUCUACAGCCGUGAUACAAUUGAACAAUAUAAAGGGCGGGAGUUGUAUGAGAGGCCACCUCAUCUCUUUGCCAUCGCAGAUGCUGCAUAUAAAGCUAUGAAGAGGCGAUCAAAGGACACAUGCAUUGUAAUAUCAGGGGAAAGCGGAGCAGGUAAAACAGAAGCAAGUAAAUACAUUAUGCAGUACAUAGCUGCCAUUACUAAUCCAAGUCAGAGAGCUGAAGUUGAAAGGGUGAAGAACAUGCUGCUGAAAUCCAACUGUGUUCUGGAAGCUUUUGGCAAUGCGAAAACUAACCGUAAUGACAACUCCAGCCGCUUUGGAAAAUAUAUGGAUAUCAAUUUUGAUUUUAAAGGAGACCCCAUAGGUGGACAUAUCAAUAAUUACUUGCUGGAAAAGUCCCGGGUGAUUGUGCAGCAACCAGGAGAGAGAAACUUUCACUCCUUCUACCAGCUUCUUCAAGGAGGCUCUGAGCAGCUUCUGCGAUCUUUGUAUCUGCAUAAAGAUUUAUCUGCAUAUUGCUAUAUUAGUGUUGGAGCACAACCAAAGUGUGCCAUUAAUGACAGUGCAGAUUUCAAAGCUGUUGCUGAUGCAAUGAAAGUAAUUGGGUUUGGACCAGAAGAGGUUCAAACAGUGUACAAAAUCCUUGCUGCCAUUCUGCAUUUGGGCAACUUGAAAUUUUCUGUGGAUGGGGAAACACCAAUGAUUGAAAAUGGCAAGCUAGUAUCUGUUGUUGCCGAUCUGCUCUCAACUAAAGCUGAUAUGGUAGAGAAGGCCCUGCUUUUUCGAACUGUAGCUACUGGUCGUGAUAUCAUUGAUAAGCAACACACAGAGCAAGAAGCCACUUAUGGCAAAAAUGCAUUUGCAAAGGCAAUAUAUGAGCGCCUUUUCUGCUGGAUCGUGAUGCACAUCAAUGAUGAGAUUGCAGUGAAAGACCACAACAGCGCUGUUCACGGCAGAAACACAGUGAUUGGAGUUCUUGAUAUCUAUGGCUUUGAGAUCUUUGACAACAACAGUUUUGAACAGUUCUGCAUUAACUACUGCAAUGAGAAGCUGCAACAGCUCUUCAUUCAACUUGUUUUGAAGCAAGAACAGGAAGAAUAUCAGCGAGAGGGGAUUCCUUGGAAGCAUAUUGACUACUUCAACAACCAGAUUAUUGUUGAUCUUGUGGAGCAGCAACAUAAGGGAAUUAUAGCCAAUUUGGAUGAUGCGUGCAUGAAUGUUGGAAAAGUCACAGAUGAAAUAUUCUUGGAGGUUCUUAAUAAGAAGUUGGGCAAGCAUGCUCACUUUUCCAGCAGAAAGCUUUGUGCUAUGGAUAAAAACCUGGAAUUUGAUAGAGAUUUUCGGAUUAAACAUUAUGCUGGAGAUGUUAUUUAUUCAGUCACAGGAUUCAUUGAUAAAAAUAAGGACACUUUAUUUCAAGACUUCAAGCGUUUGAUGUAUAACAGCUCCAACCCUGUACUGAAAAAGAUGUGGCCAGAAGGCAAACUGAGUAUAACAGAAGUGACCAAGCGGCCACUAACUGCUGCUGCACUUUUUAAGAACUCAAUGAUUGCCUUAGUGGACAACUUGGCAUCCAAGGAACCAUACUAUGUCCGUUGCAUUAAACCCAAUGACAAGAAGUCACCACAGUUGUUUGAUGAAGAACGAUGCAAGCAUCAAGUUGAAUAUCUUGGACUUCUGGAAAAUGUAAGAGUACGGCGGGCAGGAUAUGCCUAUCGCCAAACAUACGAAAAAUUUCUUCACAGGUACAAAAUAAUUCCUGAAUUUACUUGGCCAAAUCACAAAUUACCAUCUGACAAGGAGGCUGUGAAGAAAUUGAUUGAGCACUGUGGGUUUCAAGAUGAUGUGGCAUAUGGAAAAACAAAGAUUUUUAUUCGCACACCACGAACACUCUUCACGUUGGAAGAAAUGCAUGCCAAGAUGCUUGAAUGGGUGGUUCUCUUUCUACAAAAGGUUUGGAGAGGUACAUUAGCUCGACUCCAAUACAAGAGGACCCGAGCUGCCCUCAAGAUUUUAAAAUGUUACCGUCGAUACAAAGUGAAGUCUUAUAUCUGUGAGGUUGCCCGACGAUUUCAAAAUGUGAAGUCUAUGAAAGAUUAUGGGAAGCAUGUGAAAUGGCCUAAUCCUCCAAAGGUUUUGCGACGGUUUGAAGAAGCUCUACAUGCAAUCUAUUACAGAUGGAGAGCACAUGAACUAAUUAAAAGUAUCCCACCCAAAGAUUUGCCACAAAUCAAGGCAAAAGUGGCAGCAUUGGAGUUGCUUAAGGGCCAUCGAGGGGAUAUUGGAUUGCAAAGGGUCUGGCAGGGCAACUACCUUGCAUUGAAUCCUGGUAAUUCUCAGGCUACAGGUUCAUUCACCUCUGUUAUUUCUGAGUUGCAACGCAAGGAUAAGUUCAUGAAGAUUCUUUUUUCAUCUCAAGUUCGUAAGAUAAACCGCUUCAAUAAGGUAGAAAAUCGAGCAAUUUUUAUAACUGACAGGCAUCUUUAUAAGAUGGACCCUGUAAAGCACUACAAAGUGAUGAAAACUAUCCCAUUGUAUAAUCUAACAGGACUGAGUGUCUCUAAUGGAAAGGAUCAGCUUGUGGUUUUCCACACAAAAGACAACAAAGAUCUAAUUGUUUGCCUUGUCAGUAUGCAUUCACUUAAUGAGAACAGAAUUGGGGAGCUGGUUGGAGUCGUGGCAAAUCACUUCAAAAGUGAAAACCGUCGCCUGCAAGUAAACAUCACCAACCCUGUCCAGUGCAGUAUGCAUGGGCGAAAAUGCAGCAUCUCAGUGAAAACCAAAAUCAACCAAUCAGAGCCAAACUUCAUCAAGGAUCGUACAGGUUUCAUCCUCUGGGUAGCUGAAAAUUAAUUUUAUUCUGUCACUAAGCAUCCUUCCACGUUCCACUGAUGCCUUCACUCUUAGUGCCUUCAGUCUUAUGGAGGGAAGGGUAUGAAAGUAUUGGUGUGUGACACACAUCAAACAUUGUUAAUGAAUCAAAAACUUGAAAUGCUCCCUUCUUUAAGCCAACUAUGAUCUUAAAUUAUUGUAUGAUCUAUUGUGUACCAAAAUGGCUUUUAUUAAUGAAUUCUCCAGAUUUAUAAAAUUAUUGUAGAGCUAAUAGUUGAGACUGCAAUGUAAGGAACCAAAAGUUUGUAUGAAAACAAACAGAAGUAACCACUUUCAAUUUUACAAAUACCAAAUCUUAAUUUAUAAAUGGGAGCUAUAUUGGGGGGAAAGAGAUUUUUCUAAAAAAGAAUGAUAAGAGGCUGGAAAUUAUUUCCCUAUAAACUACUCCAUCCUUUCAAUCUUUUUUCCAAGGAAGUUUCAUUUGGCACUCUGUGUGUAUUCAGGCUGGGGAUUCAUUGUUUUGUUGGGUGCAACUCAAGGACUUGCUGAACUUAUAGUGUAUUCCUAUAUGAUCUCUCAGUGGGUCUGGCUUAUAACAUGAGCUGGGGACUAUGAGUUUUAAUCUCACCUUAGCCAUGAAAGGAAGCUGGGUGAUCUUGGGCCAGUCCUUCCUUUCAGCUCAAUUUGCUUCAUAGGUUGUUGUGGGGAAGGGGAAGGGUUGGGAUUUGUUUGCUGCCUUAUUUGUAAAAACAGUAAAGGUGGGAUACAAAUAAAAAAAUAUUUCCCUUCCCCCUUUCCUUUCAGUAUUCAAUCUGGCUCAUAUACUUCUUAAUGACUGAUUGUCAGAUACUACUCCUAUUGCAAGCAUUAAAGCCCAAAGCUUGGGUCAAUAUAUAAUGUGCUUCCUUUAAACAGCUGGUAUUAUUCUGGCCAGCAUAGACUUGUAGUUGCCUUUUGUUGCUUGUACAGUCUUCUGCUGAGGUGCAGUUAUAGCCUUGUUAACAGGGCUUUGUUUCUUCUUGUGCCAAAAGAAACAUAUUUUAUUUUACAUUGAUGGGGAGCACUUCCAGCAUCUUAAAACAAGGGAGGAGAUUGCUAUUUUGGACCAUUUAAAGGUAAAUAAUUGUAAACCUGACACUGCUGGACAGGUCAGGACUUAAAUAAUUAUAAUUGCACACAGCCUAAGAAUAAAGCAAUGAUGGUAGAACUAAUUUUUCAGUAUGCCUGCUUUUGUUUUAAAUGUGAAAAGGCAGUACUUACCAUUUCUGUGAGCUGGGGCACAAAAUGGCAAACAAGUGUUGCCUAACCACAGUAGCUAGCUAGAAGUCCUGUUUGCUUCUGAGUCACUCUUAAAUAUGGUUCAUUUCCUAAGUAGGAUUAUCUGCCUCUGCCCAAGAUGAGUUAUUGCUCUUCUUUUCAAAUUAGUUUUUCAAUGAAGAGGAUUGCUAUCUCAAGUCCUUUCUUUUCCUGUUGAUUAGCCCAGUCUUAUCUUCAAGUGCUCUUAAAAGGGCUUCUUCAACCAAGUGCCUUCCAGGUAGGGAAUAUCAUUCUAAAUCCCAUUAUUCCCAGCCAGAAACCAUCUAGCUGUAAUUUAGGGGAAAUGAAAUACAACACAGAUGGAAUUUACAAGCAGAAUAGGAGUUGCCCUAGAAGAUCAAUGUAACUGUAGAAAUCUCUUUAGGUAUUCUCUUCUUUGUUCCUCCAAAUGCCAGCAUAUCCAUGAUGAAAAGCUAGCAGUAGAGCCUAAUCCUUCAGUCCAACUAAAAAGCAAGCUAGCUUUUGAUCAGUCUAGCUAUCUAGACUGAGCAUUUACAGUCCUAUCUCUAUUGCCAACAGAAAAAUGGACCGCCUCAGAUCACUGAUGCCUUCAAACAUUUACUUUCAAAGCAGCCAAAUUAGCCUCAGAAGUUUUAAAAUUAGCACUUUUAUUUAAUAUUCCAAAAUAAGGGCUGGAUUUGAAUGAUGACCAAAUUUAUGAAAAUUGUAUAGAAGAUUAAAACUUUCUGUACCAAGAUACAAAUCUAUUAAGUUGAUUAUAUAAUGUGUAAUGAAGUAUUUUGAUUUAAAUGAAUUAACAGUAUUUCUGUCUUUCUUGAUUUGUGUGUAUGGUUUUCUGUGGGGCAGAUACAUUAUUCUGCUUGGUUUAACAAAGGUAGUUUCUGCUACCAAAACAGGAAGAGGAAAUUCCUCCUCCUCGCCAGUAUGCUUUGCAGAGCACCCAGUCAACAGGGGAGUAUUGAGAACUGGGCAAGGGGCUCCCGAGAGAAGAAAAUCUAAGUGUAUGAGCUGCUCACAGGAUACCAGAGUCUACCUUGUAUAUGUAUUUCUGGGAUUUAUCUAUAAAUUAACUAUUUUUUAAUUGUACGCCUGAUCUUUAAGAAUGAGGUAAUAGUGUAAUUAAUAUUUUAAAAUAGUUUAUACAGAAAUGUGGACACACACGCCCUAUUCAUAAUUAAGAUGUAUUUUGUUUACAUAAUUGAAAUAAAAGGACUCUCAUCUAUACCCAA